UCCAGGUAACCGAUAUACAACACUGACGCUGUGCCUGAGGUGUAACAGCUUAGUGUGCACUGUGCUGCGGCUGCUGUCCGUUUUUGCCAGAAUGGAUGUAUUAUUACAUUGGAUUGAAAUAAGGGUCUUGUCCUCGUUAAGACCACGAGCCGAUGAUAUGAAAGCUCUGCUUUUGGAUCACGUAUACAGGAACAACGUCUGUGAAUUUCUGAAGAAUGAAGAUAUCCACACAUUAUAUAUUUAUUUUAAGUUUGAAAAGGCGUCACUUGCAGCCUCCCUUAAACCCCCUAGAGCUUUGCAGAGUAAAUGCAUAUGCUUUGUGAAGCUGUCAUCUGCAAUAAAGCUAACAACAGAAAACAUAGGAAAUCAAGUAAUGUCAGUGGACUGCGCCAAAUUUCCAUUGAAAUACUUUGACACAGUACUCCAUCAAGUCUUCCUGCCACUCCUCAGCAGUGACAGUAUAACAGUUCGAUCACAAAGCACUGAUAAGAUUAUUGAAAUUCUGCAUCGGUUCACAGGAAACCUGGAAGUUAUAGCAGGCCAUGCAGAGGGCUCCAUUGUACUUCCUAUUCCCUCUGUUGAGCUACUGAAAAACUCAACUUUAUUCAGCAAACAAGGGACUGCAAUACAUAUUAUAGAAACAACAGUAAUUGGUUGGAUACGGCAAAUCAAGGUGGUACUUAAACAUGACCCUCUUGCAGAGAUAAAGUCCAAGGGAGUCUUUGCAGGGAUUUACCAUGAAAAAGAAAUGUGGGAAGCUCAUAUUUUAAACCUGGAAUCUAUCAGAAUGCAGUUAAAGUCUGCUCAAGCACGGGAACUUGUCUACCAUCUGGAGCAGGCAAAAAGUAUGUAUGGAAAAUCCAUUGUUUCCGUGACUCAGGAGAUAACGAAGGCACAUCACGAAGCAACAGAAAACUUGACAUUUUUGAAAACACUGACUGGUUGCUAUGAUAAGCUGAAGGUUGCUGAGACUACCCUAGAGAAGAAAAAAUGCUUCUUUGUAAUGUUACAUUAUUUAUUCUUGGUCUGGAUACAUUCAAGAUAUUAUCAUCAACCCAAAGUAUUUGUAAAUCUUCUCAGGCUAAUGUCUAAUGAAGUGAGAGGGAUAGCAAGGUGCCUCUUGGGAACUAAUAUAUUAGACAGUCCACAGGCCUUCAGUUUGCUUAAAGAAGCUUUAAAAAUAUGUGCAACUUUCCGUGGAAAUUAUCUUGAUGUAAAAAUUAAGGCUGAUGAAUUCAAUGUGAAGAAGAUGGAGGAAAUUGCUUCUCUGAACAAAAACAAAAAGUCAUUGGAAACGUCUCGGAGCAUUACCAUGUAUGAAGUACCAACUCCAUGGGUGUAUGGGGGAGACCGAUUCGCUGAUGAUAAGAAGCUGGAAAACGAGAAUUCUAUUUGGAUAGAUUCUUCCUGGCCUCUGCACAAUGCUCCUUGUUUUCAGAAUAUGAACAUGUUUAUGGAACGGUGCAAAGAUAUCCUUGAUGUGGUGGAAACAAUGAAACAUUUUGAGGCUUUAAAAGAUGUGGCUGUAAUAGGUGGCGCAGGAACCACAAGUGAUGAUGCCAUGGUGCAAGAAAUCUGGAACUCUUAUUGCCAAGCCAAGGAAUCUUUUAUGAUUCAAGUCACAGACGUUUUAACUGCUGGUAAAAACAGUACUUUUCAGAAAGCAUUUUUUGACUUGAGAACUACAAUAAAGAGCCUGGAACAUCAACUGGGGAAUAUACUUAGACAUAGUCUUGACCAAUGUCCUUCUAUAGCUUCCCAUCUCAAGCUGCUAGAGGUGUUUGAAGGAGUCUCUAGAAGAGAUGUUGUUAAGGAUCAUUUAAUGGAUAAAGAUCACCACUUACUGAAUAUGUUUCUAGAAGAACUCGGUCAGCUGAAGGACAUGUACCAGGCAACGUCAGCCAAUCCUCCCUUGCAUGUGAACAUGACACCCACCGUCAGUAAACUCUUCUGGAUAAAGGGACUUCGAGCAAGAAUCUCUGAUCCUAUGGGGAAAUUGAGGACAGUGUCUCCUUUAACUCUUGAAGGUGACAAGGGGUGGGAACUGAGACAUCUAUAUACUGAACUGUCAGAAGAACUGGAAAGGUUUGAGAACAGCCUCGUAACAUCUUGGCUCUCAACUGUGAGCAAAGAACUGAAUGAUUCAUUAAAGCUUCCAUUACUUAAACCUUCUGCUUCAAGCCAUGAUCAUGAUGAGUAUCUGUGCACAAUAGAAAUCAAUCUUUCCUCUGAUCUGCUUGUAUAUCUACGUGAAGCAGAAUACUUUUUGAAACCUCCAUUUACAAUAAAGCUCCCGGAAUCAACUGGAUGUCUCAUCAGCCAUAUGAAUAAUUACAGGUUUAAAGUUCUAUGUACCUGUUUGGAAAUGGUAGCAUCCAAAUACAAUGAGGUGGUAAAAACAAUCUCUUAUCACCAGAGGGCGCUGUUUGAGAAGAAAUUAUUGAAGAUUUCUGAGAUUUUGAGAGAUGGAAUGAACGUGUUCACUUGGAGCAUGGAUGAGAGCAUGGAUUACACUGAACUUGCUACUUCCUACAUCUGCACAGACCUCUAUAACAACUUCAGUAUUGUCACAAAUAAUUACAAAGCCAUUAGUGAGAUCACUGCCGCAUGGUGCACAGCAAAUCUUGAUAUUUUUACGUGCCGGGAAUCCCAAAGAAGCUAUUCUAUGACAGAAUUAAUAUCAGAACAAAAGAAAAUAGAACAUGAGCUGGAGGCAUUACUCAUUCCUGACAGACAAAAGAUUGACCACCUUGUUCAGCAGUCUUUUCUAGCUUGCGGUAUUAGUGAAGCAUCACCUGCGUGGCAGGAAUUUGUUAUGCACAUUGAUGCUAUAGUUCUACAAGGUCUGAAGAAAGUUACUAUAUCCAGCCUUGCUGCCCUACUAAAUACACUACUGGACUAUCAUGCUGUGCCUGCUUUUAGCAUUGAUGUUGAAUUGAUUAAUGGUGAAGUGGCCUUUAACCCACCACUUGAUAAAAGCACUUCUGAUAUGAGUGUUAUGGAGAAUAUAGAGGAAUGGCUUAAAAUAUUCCUUCUUAGAGGGUCGCAUAUUAAGGGGUUUUCUUCUACAGUUAAGGGAGGAUAUCAAGAGUAUGUGUCAGAAGAUGAAGAAACGUUGGAGUUAGUUGGCUUCAUCCUGCAAGAGGUGGAAAAUGGUGUUAAUGAAUGUCAGGCAUUCCUAGAGGGCCUUAACAGAUAUUCCUUUUUAUGGAAGAAAGAUGUUCAUGCAGAAUUUCAAGAUUUCCUGUAUGGAAAGCAAAGGGUAAACACAUUACCAAGACAAGAACAUACUGAGAAUGAGUUGCCCUUAAGAAACAUCAACAGUUCUACUGAUAUGAAGUCUUACAACACCUCAUUGAUAGCAGCAGAACGAGCAUUUAUUUUACCUUCUGCUACAGCAGUGACUGGUGGACCAUUGUUGGAAGAUUUUGAGGCUGAAAUCUCUGCAUAUACGGAUGCCAGAGACAGCAUUCAGAGACUCCCCGAUCUCCAGCAAUGCAAAUGGAUUCAUGUAGACUUUCGUCCAAUCAAGCAGGUUCUCAGUGCUUAUGCCCUCCAGUGGAUGUGGACCUUCACCAAGUACCUCAUAGACCAGACAACCGCUACAUUAAAAAGCCUAGAUUCUUUCCUGAGAAGGACUGAGCCUCAGAUAGAAAGUAUAACAGGGGAAGAGCGGGAUACAGGAUCUUUCAUGAAGAUGAUGUGUCUUUUUAAUGAGGUUUCCUCCAAGCAAGUGGAAAUGGAGGUACAGUUCUCUGUAUUGCAAAAGACAGUGACGCUCUUAGAAAAACAUCAGAUAUCUCUUCCAGCAGAAAGUGAUGUUUUGUAUAGGACAAUGCCUGCCCGCUGGAACAAUAUGAAAACCAAGGUGUCACUUGCCAAGCAGCGCCUGGGUCCUAGGAUACAACAAGAAGCUAACAUAGUCACCAGGGAUUUAGAAAUGUUUCAACGUAAACUUGAUGUUCUGGGUGCUGACAUUGAGACUUCUGAGGUAUUCAAGUAUGACUGCAGAUCACAGGAAGCUUUAAAAAUCAUUCAUAACUUCAACACAUGGGUUCAAACCUUGCAAAAUGAAGCAAAAGACCUUAAAGAACUACAAGAGCUUCUUGAGACUACAGUCGUUGACUUUUCCAUUUUAAACAACUGUGAGGACCUGCUGCAGAAACUCAGCCUUGUGUGGCAACAUGUAGAUUCCAUCCUUCAAGAGCAAGACAUAUGGAAGAAAGAGCUGUGGCAGAAUAUGAACACAGAUGAACUGAACAAAAAAACUAAGAAACAUCUACUCCUGUUGCAGUCUUUUCCUGGAGAAGUCCAAGAAUGGGAUGUUUAUAAGAAAGCCAUGGAAAUUGUCAGUAUCAUGCAUGUGACAUUACCGUUAAUAGAAGACCUUAGUAAUCCUGCAAUGAGGACAAGACACUGGAAUCAGCUUGUUCGGCAAACAGGGGGAAUGCUUCGCGUAACUGCAGAUAGCUUGAAGGCGAUGACCUUGGGUGAUUUACUUGCAAUGGGCCUACAGAAACACACACAAGAUGUAAGGACAAUUGUACAGCGAGCAUUGCGAGAUGUGACAAUUGAAAGCUCCUUGAAGAACACUGAAGAAGUCUGGCUAAGCCGAAUAUUUGACCUUGGUCCUCAUAGCAGAGUCAUAUCACCCAGAGCUGAAAAUGAGGAGCUUGCCAGUUCCGUAUCUGGUAGUCACUACACCAAGGGAGAUGUAAGCAGAAAUGUAACAACUGGAAAAGGCAGCCGAAGGCUCAGUAGGCUAUCAGAUCGUGGCUUUCACUUUUCCAAAAAGGCUGGCAGGGGAAGCACAAUGUCCUUGUAUGAGUCUCUGAAGCAUAUAGAGGAAUUUGGUAAAGUUCUACUUGUGAGAAAUGCAGACUCUAUAUUUGAGGAGCUGGAACAUCAUCAGUUGGUCUUGACAAGCAUACAGCCCUAUGCAGAAGCUGGAUCCUUCCUUGAUGAUGUAACAAAAUGGCAGAAGAAGUUACAAGUCAUUGAGACAACAGUUCAUCUAUGGCUGUCUGUGCAGGAGAAGUGGGCUCAGAUGGAAGAGGUUUUCUCUACAUUAGCUUUCCGUGUAGCCAUGCCCCGAGAAGCCAAUCUGUUUGCUGAUGUGAAUAACCAUUUUUGUCGGCUAAUGAAAUCAGUUGAGGAGAAUCCAAACAUAUUGCAGAACUGCACACGAAGAGGUUUGCAGUCUCUGCUAGAGAUGCUGAACUAUAAACUUGAACGCUGUCAACGGGCUGUCCGACUUCAUUUGGAACAGAAGCGACAGGUUUUUCCAAGGUUCUUUUUCUUAUCCUUGGAAGAUACACUCAACAUUGUGUGUUAUGGAUAUGACCUGAAUGUUAUAAGUGGCCAUAUCAUGAAGAUAUUCAAGCAUGUGCAAAGUCUUAUUUAUCAAGAAAACUCUCAGGAAGAUUGCCAUCAGAUUUUAGGUGUAAGAAGCUUUUUAGGAGAGGAGCUACAUUUUACCAAGCCUCUUGAAUGUAGCGGCCCUGUGGAGAAUUGGCUUCCACAGCUUGUAAACAGCAUAAAAGAAUCUCUUCAACAUCACCUGUGGGCAGCAAUGGAGAACUCAAAUGUAGUUAUAACAAGGAGAAAAGAGAUACAUAGUGCUGGGGCACGGCGGGUGGUGAUAAACAAAACUGUGCCCAAAGAUGAAGCUGCAGCAGAAAAGAGAAAGAUGAGUAUAUCCUCGAAGGAAGAAAGUCUUUCCGUAAAAUCUGGAGACGAUGACGGCCAAGAAUCCAAGCACUGGGUCCUCAAUAAACUGAGUGAUGUGGCAUAUCUUUAUACUCAGAUAAAGUUCUGCCAAGAAUAUAAUGGAGACAAGGAACAUUCUAAAGACACUGUACAGGCCUGCCUUAAGAUUCUGACAGAAGGAAUUGAGCAUGCUGCCAAAAUAUUAAAUGAAAUUCCCCAGAAAGACAUUCAGCUGCAUUCAGAAAGAACCUCCAAGGCAGAGAGGAAAGGAAAUGGGCAAGUUGGAGAAGUGAAUUUGAGCAAAGAGCAAGAUGAUGACCUUGUAGCUUUCAAGACUUCAUUGUCUACAAGGGAUGUGUUGAACUUAACUAAUCAUAUCCUUCUGUUACUAUAUCAGCGUGAUGUUAUGAAGGAAACAGAGCCAGGAGCAACAUCUGUAUGGAAACAAAGCCCGCCAUUGUGUUAUGAAUGUGAUGAUAACACUAAGGAUAUCAUUGUGAAGAUUGGUGAUUCUAAACUUAACUAUGGUUAUGAGUACCAAGGGUCAGUGGAGCAUAUUUUCAUCACACCACUUACUGAACGUAUCUUUCUAAGUGUUAUGGGUGCAGUGUCCGCUGGAAUUGAUGUCAUGUGUGUAGGACCACAGGCCUCUGGGAAGAAGUCUACCAUCCAAGAGUUAUGUUUUUCAUUGGGAAAACCGCUGUACAGCUUUCAUUGCACAAAGACUUCAGAUCACAACAUUUUGAAAGACAUUUGCAAAGGACUUGCCUCCUCAGGAGCCUGGGUUUGCAUUAAUGGAAUUGAACAGCUACCUCAACCAAGCAUGAUGUUUCUUGCACAGUUUCUUACAGAGAUUCAGUCAGCAAGACAUCUUGGUAAAGAAUCAGUCACUUUACAGUUGGAAGACGUCCCCUUAAGCCCAUCAGGUGCAUGCAUUGCAGUCAUUAAAAGGGUCACUUUGCCUACAUACAACUGCUCUGACUCUGACUAUAAGCUCCCUGAUAACCUCCUGAACUGCUUUCGAAUGGUUGGAGUUGGUCAAUUUCCUGUUAGAUUUAUUCUUGAAGCUAAGCUCCUACUUAAAGGGUUUUCAAAUGUCACUGAUUUGGCUCGAAAACUCUGUGCCAUAAUAGAUUCAUUUGGAAAGUUAUAUAAUGCAGAUUUGAUGGGAUUUGUGUCAUCUGUAAAUGAAAAAAGUGUUGCCUUAUCAGUGGCAGAGCUCAACUGUCUCCUUAAUGAGGCCAGCCAGACGCUCAGAUAUCUGUGUAAAGGCCACAUGGAGCACCAAGGAAAAAAGAUGGAAAGUAUGCAAGAAAACUGGAAGCAGACCCUUGAGGAUAGAGCAAUGGUCAUUGCAAUACAGAAUUGCUGGAUAACACAAUUAUCAAGUAAUGGAGCUAGUGCCUUAAGGUCAUUUAUUAGUGCAGAGUGGCCAAACACUCUGAACAUCCUGAAUCGUUCAUGUAAUGCUGUUAUGUUUAAUAAUGAAGCAGAUGGUCUGAUCCCUGCAGUCAUUGCUAGGAAAUAUGGUCCUGGACAGCAGGUUCCCUCAUCUGAAUGUACGGAAGAAACCAGCGUCCCGAGUGCCAUAAUAAAAGCUGCAGAAAAAUGUCAUAUUUUUCCCAGUAACACAUUUGUAUCCAAGGUUUCCCAUCUGGUUCAGUUGGCACCAAAAUACCAAACAAUGGCAGUGACAGGGCCCGCUGGCUGUGGGAAGACUACAUGUAUCAAGAUGUUCAUAGAAAUGCUCUCCAUGGAAGGAACAAUUGUUAAGACUGAUACUGUUUACACCAAAGCUCUUCAGUCUGGCCACUUAUUGGGGUCCAGAAAUAAAAGCACUGGGUGGGAUGAUGGGCUAUUACCGCAGUUGCUAAGAAAAUACUGUAAGCCUUGUACAGUAAAUAGUAGUAAGCAAAUGAACAUUCUGCACUUGGAUGGAGAGGUUAAUGGCCCUGAAAUAGAAAUUAUGCAAAGUUUAUUCUGUGGAGAAGAAUUUUUUAUCUCAGCAAAUAAUGAGCGGAUACGGAUCUCCAACUCACUUCUCGCUUUCUGGGAGCUUGAAACAUUAGCUAAUGUAAGUCCUUCAAUUUUGUGCUGUGUGGGUGUCCUGGCGAUGACAAGUGAUGACAUGGAUUGGAAAUUACCUUUCAAAAUGUGGAUGAAAACCCAUGCAGAAGACAGUCAGUUGCUCUUUCUCCAACUUACUGAGACAUAUUUAGAGCCCAGCUUGCAGUUUCUCCGAGAUCACAAAAUGUUUUACCAACCAGAAAAUGGAAGCAGUAGGACGCAGAGAGAUAUUUUCCUUUGCGAAGCCAAUGUUCUGCAGACAUUCUGUAGGAUCUCUGAGGCUUUGGCGCAGCAAGUUCCGGAUAUGCUGGCUGAAGAUAUUAAAAAGUAUUUUAUAUUCUCCUGCAUUUGGUCUUUUGGAGGAUGGUUGGACUCUAAUGAAAGAACUUCAUUCAGCCACUGGUGGAGACGAACUUUCAGGAGCCAUACAACAUUUCCUGCAGAAGGAGAAGUCUGGGACUAUCAUAUUGACACUGAUACGAGACAUUUUGUCAGAUGGCAUGACACACUUUCCUCUUACUCUGUUAGUCAAGGGCAAAGUGUCGCCUCCGAGGCGUUUGUUCACACAGUGCACAGUGAGCAACUUUUAUACCUUUCGAGCUUGUUGGUUACAUCUGGUUGCCCCAUUCUAUUUGCUGGAGAUUCAGGAUGUGGCAAGUCUACUCUCAGCCAGGAGCUACUUAACUGUCUAUGUUCGGGUGAUGUUGCAGAGAUGUCUGAGCUAAGAAUCCCUAUUAACAGCUCUACGGAUCCUCGGAGACUAUGGGGAUGUUUAAAAGACCGAUUAGAAUGGCGACAUGGCACAUUGCAUACACCAGCAGGAAACAAGAAAUUGUUAUGUUUGCUUGAUGACCUCAACCUUGCUAAGGUCAAUGAACACGGAUAUCAGCCAGCUUGUGAGUUUGUACGGCAGAUGCUUGACCAAAAAAGAAUAUUCGAUCCUACUGCAUUGAAAUGGAAAACCAUAGAAGGCAUAAUAUACCUGGCAACAUGGAACACAGCCAAAGCUGAUGGCUCGCCAGAGCAAAGACGUCUCCUUAGACAUUUCUGUUCCUUUCAGUGCAGUUACCCAAGCCAAAGCGAACAGCUUGGGAUAUUCAGCAGCAUACUGAAUGCUCACUUUGUGCCAGGAGUGACAGAACACAAGGCUGGCAGUAGAGGCGAUGUGUCUGCUGAGCACCUCCAGGAAUUAAUUUUAGCGAUCACUAAAGUUUCAAUAGAACUGCAGGAAAGACUCAGGACUGUGUUCUUGGGGACGUCUCAGCGCUGUCAUUACAUAUUUACUCUUAGAGACCUUGCAAAAAUAUUCAGGAAUAUCUGCCUGUCUCUGGAUGGAAAGGCUACAAAUGAAAAUCUUCUAAGGCUUUGGAGACAUGAAUGUGACUGGGUGUAUGGCCACAGGAUGUCUAGUGCAGUGGAUCAUAGUAGAUAUAUUCAGGAAUUGACCAUAGCAGUACAAAAAGUUUUUAUAAUUGAAGAAGAGGCACAGAUCAUCCUAAGUAAGGAGCAGCCCCUAUUUAGUAACAUUGUGGAGGAUGAAGGGGGGUUAAUCACAACGGUAGCCAGGCAGCAGGACACAAAUUUGUUGAAGAAAAGCGAGAAGGCCAGCAACGCUAGUCAUGUCCUAGAUGGAUACCGGCAAACGUUUGAUUAUAUCCAUGUGAAGCAGUUGCUAAUAGAGGCGCUAAGAGAACACAACAAAGUGAAUCCCAGAUUGAGCAUCACAUUUUAUCAGUGUACCAUUAAUCUGGUGUGCCGUAUAGCUCGUAAUCUAUGGAGUUCCCAUGGAAGUGCCCAUACACUGCUUUGUGGAGAGGGCUGUCCACGAUAUAGUUCUGCACUUGCCCGGCUUGCGGGACACCUAUCAGGAUUUAACGUAGUGCAUCUUGGCUCACAUACUAAAAUGGAGGAUGAGGAACAGAGAAGCAGAACACUCAAAGCUCAACUUGUAGAUUGUUAUAUAAAAGCUGGAUUAAAGGGCCAGAAGAUUCUCCUCCUCCUCACAGAAGAACAAAUAGAUCCUACAGCACUAGUUUAUAUAACAGAAUGUGUUGUAUUUGGAUCAGUUUCACAUCUUUUUACACUAGAAAAACAGGCAACAAUAACCAAUGCCAUGAGAAGUGAGAUAACUAAUGCUGGGCUAACAUACUCUAAAGAAAAUGCUUGGAAUCUGUUCCUGCAGUCUGUCCAGCUAAACAUUCGCUGGACCCUUAUUCGAAGUGACACAGGCUCCACAUUUUAUAAAUGGUGUACUGAAUUUUCUGCACUUUUCAAUGCAUUAAGUGUUUAUUAUGUCCCCAAGUGGUUACGGGAAGACCUAGUAGAACAUGCAUGUUGUCAUAUUCAAGAUUUGAACAUGUUGACAAAGCAGGAAAUUGAAAAUAUGUGUCAUCUCUUGUCAUCCAUGCACCUUUCUGUCACUGAGCAUGCCAAAGCAACCUGUCAAAAUUAUGGAAAUAUAACCAAUGCAAACUUUGAGAAAUUUGUUCAGUGUUUCAAAGCCCUUUUACAAGACCAGUAUGCCCUAAUUCAAAAGGAGCAUGAGGUGGCCAUGGAAACCCUUAGUCACAUUAAUACAAACCAAAAAACACAUGGAAAAUUGACUGAUGACCUUACCCAUGAAAGAAAUGUACUUGAGCAACACAAAGAAGCGACAUUGAAAAUUUUACACCAGAUUGCUCAGGACAAGGCUGUGGUGGAACAGAAGAUCCAUGUUGUCCAUCGACAGUUAGAGAAGAUUAAGAAGUUCAGAUCUCUGCUCCCAGAAUACCAAGUUGCACUAGAGAAAUCAGAAUACAAAUGCUCUGCCAUAAUAGAAAAUAUUAAGGAACUGGUGGUCAACAUGGAUAUCACAGCUUUAGGAGAACUGCGUGCAAUGCAGAAACCAGACGUGGACAUUGAAGAGCUGAUGGCAUCUACCAUUAUUAUUCUUAAGUCACCUAAUGCCGAUCUUACAUGGGCAAAGGGAGCUAAGAGGCAGAUGGCCAAUUUAGAUCGCUUUCUGAAUGAGUUGUCAACUUUCCAAAAUUCACAGCUAUCUCAGUCUACACUGGAGCUUCUUGAAACAAACACAAAGAAAACUCAGUUUACACCUGAGAACAUGGAGAAAAAGGCAGCCGGUAAUGCAGCAGCAGGAAGCCUUAUGAGAUGGCUCCAAGGUGCAGUGCAGUAUUACAGGAUUCUGACUUCUAAGGUAAAACCUUUACAAAAAAAGGUGUCAGAAAUGACAAUUGCUUUAGAAGAAGCAGAACAGAAAAUGACAACUUUACAACAGAGAAAGAAAGCUCUUCUCUUAAGACUGGCUGACCUGGAGAAAAGCUUUGAGGAAGCAACCAUGCAUAAAAACAAGCAACAACUGCGUACUCUUGAAAUAGCCCAAAGAUUGGAUCAAGCAGCAAAAAUAGCUCAGCUUCUUGACAAGGAGAACAAGAAAUAUGCUGCUAUUGUAAGCUCCCUUCCAGACAGGCUCAAUGGGAUCCCUGGAAGUACAGCCAUGGCAGCAGGAUUAGUGUCGUACCUUGGUACUUAUGAGCUCCACUUUCGACAGCUCAUGCUAACAGUGGAAUGGCCCAUGGCGGUAAAAGAGAGAGGUUUCCCGUUAAUGAUAGACUCGAUUGACCCAGACAAAGGACGUGUGAUUGAGUUCUCUGUUAUAUUCACCUGUGGCUCCCCAGUGAAUAAUCCGAAUAGCAGUCCCAGUGGUGAACAACAGGAAGAUGAAGGAAAACGUAGUAUUGAUAUAGAGAACAGUAACAAUCCUCCAGACCAAGAUGAAAUCUCUUCAAAUGAAUUAUCCUUGCACAGUCAAUGUUCACCCAUCAUUACAGAUGAGCUAUAUAUGGACUUUAUAAAGGCUCUUCUAUUAAGAAUUGUGCAAGUCCAUGAUAUUCAAAAAUGGUCUACAAAAGACUGGACGCCUCAGCAGAUGGAGAAUGCAGCUAUUCUUUACUUUUCUUGGCAGCGUCCGGUUAUAUUUAUAGAUUCAUGUUUCUGUGGAGAGAUGUGGCUUCAGGAAAUCCUUGGGACAUCCCCAGAAAAGCCAUUCUCUUCCAUAAAUCUGCAAGCACGGCAAGGAAGCAAUGUCUUGGCACCAAUUGAGAAGAAAGUUUCGUCUGGUGCCCCUCUGAUUUUAAGCAACUAUUGCAGCAAAUGGGAUGAUUUAAUAAUGCCUCUCAUUGACCACUGUUACGCAGCUAAUGCCAAAAACACUCAGCAAGGAUCUUCCUCUAUAAUCUCAUUUAAUGGACAUAGACUUCUCUGUGCUGAUGACUUCAAGCUUUACUUAGCUGCCUGCGAACAGGAGCCCCACCUUAACACUGACAUCAAUUCAGGAGCCACCAUUCUAAAUUACAAUGUCUCUGAUAGAAGCCUGCUUGAGUUGCUAAUCAGAAGAGCAUUUGCAAGGCUCCAGCCUGACCUGUACAGUCAGUUUGUUGAAAUGGGAAAUAUUAUUCUGAAAUGCCAAGAAAGCUUAAAAGAACUGGAAAGGAAAAGUCAAGAGUGUUUAAUUUCUUCUGAGAUAAACAUUGUGUAUGGUGAUAUCAAUAUCAUUACACUUUUUGAGGAGAAGAAAAAGAUUUUAGAACAGCUUAAAAGGGCUAAGUCAUGUCACAAUGGCCUGCUGCAAAAGAGAGAUGAACUGUACCCCAUAGCACGGAGAGGAGCUUUGUAUUAUUCCAUCUUGAAGUCUUUGCAGUCUCUUGCUAAAGAAUAUUACUUCACCUUAGAUUUCUUCCUGAAACUCUUUGACUCGGCCAUUGAAACAAGCAAAGAUUUUUCACAGAUGAAAAGUGACGAUGUAGAUGCUCCAUUGGCAGUGCCACAUUUCAUAGCUCACAAAACUGAUGGUCAGGUCCUAGAAACAGUGGGUGAAGAUGUAAAGGACACUGGAGAUGGUGUAACAAUGUUCACUGGUCAGCCUCCCACCACACACGAGGACCCACAUAACUGCAACUUGUCUCCCCAUAGUAUAAGUAAAAUAAUGGAUUUGUUAACCAAGGCGAUGUACCAAGCCAUAAUUCAGAGUCUGCUUCCUGAGCAUUGUAUCCAGGCAUGUGCUCUCCUGUUCCUCUGCACAGAACACAUGGAAGAUAAUAAAGUCAUAACAAAGGAGGAACUUGCUUUUUUCUCAAAAGGUAGACAUGCAUUCAGUAAAACAGUAUGGGAAAUCUUCACCUCCAACACAGCUCCACCAACUUGGAUUCCGUCAGAAACAUGGGCGGAAAUAAUGGCAUUAUCCUCCACUUCUGUACACUUAAAGCCAUUAUGUAUGCAGAUUGCAGAAAAUUCUUCAGAGUGGGAGAAAUGGUACAGAAUGCAAAACCCAGAUAUUGAAAUUUCAGGUGAUAAAGAGACUGUGGGGAAUAGCAUUGUUCAGCUUCCUGCAUGUGGUGAUGUGGGAUCUCAGUUGGAUGACUUCCAUUACUUACUGGUGGUUCGUGCUGCUUGCCCAGACCGCUUUCCUGAUGCUUUAUGUCGCUAUGUUGAAAGAAUGUCCAGUGACCUAGAAUUCCACGAUCUCUGCCCAGGCAUUGACAACAUAGCCGUAUUGGAGGAAAAUUCAUUUGGUGUUUUGGUUCUUGAACCUUCUAACAAAUCUAUCACACUUUCACCUGGAGGAGCUAUCAUGAGAUACAAAGCCAAAGAAGCCAUUUGCUGUGCAGCAAAGGAGAAAAGCAUACAAUUGUUCACAGUCAGUAUGACGAAUGAAAAUGAGGAAGAGGUGAAAGCAGCACUAAAUGACACAAUGAAUCACAAUGGCUGGCUCAUUAUAGAAAAUCUUCAUCUGGCAUCAAAAGCCAUGUUGAAGAAUCUCUCCAAGAGCCUGAAAUAUGCUGCAAAAAUGCGAGUUUCACAUAAAGAGGAGAGACAGUUAUGUGUGUGGCUUACUUCGGAGCUAGGAGCACCUAUUCCGCAGGACUUUCUAGCACAUCUUAAAAAAGUAUCAUGGCAUUUCUUAUUGUUGAACCAGAUGAACAGAAAAACAUUAAUGAGUGAUGUGAUAUACAUCGAUUCUCUUCCCCGAGUGCUAUAUUCAGCUAUCCUAUCAGCCCUGGAUCAGAUGGAGGAGGAAACUUGUAUUAGAGCAAAAAUGAGCCCCAUCACAAUACAAAGACUUUGCUAUGCAGUUUGCUUAUUGCAAGGAUUUCUCCAAACACAGAGGAUAUAUCCCAAAACUGGUUUGAACCUCUUGCUAGAAACAAGUCCUGUGCAGCUUCAUCAGGCCCUGAAUACAGUCCUGUCUACCUAUGACAAAAUGAAAAGCUGUGAUAAGAACUGUAUUGAAGCAGUGGUGGAAGAAGUGAACUCUGUAUAUGCUUGUCUUGCGCUUACCUUGGAGGAUGUGGAAUACAUUGAAGCUGUUGUGUAUGAGAUCUUAUCAAACAGCCUAAAGGAACAAGAAUUUCUUGUCAUCAACUGUCUAAACAUUCCCAUUCCGUCUGCGGAAGUGGAACCUGUACAGUUUGGCAGCUGGCUAGCUAACCACAUGCAAACAAAAGAGUCACUGGGGCCAAAGCGUCCAGAAGGAGCUGCUGACCAUGCAAAUGCAAUACAUUUUAUGCAGGACCUGUCAGCUAUGUAUGAUGCAGUAAGAAGUUCAUUGCCAUCAAACAUCUUGGAAGAUUGUUGUUCUGUAAAACAAUUGGCCGACUUGCGUGCAGUUAUUGAUACAGUGUUAGAGCAACUUCCUCCUUUGAUACAGAUUGAUGUUACAGAUCAGUCUCUCAAAGAAGGGGUUUCCACACAUCAUGGAACUAUAGGUGAACAACCAAGUUGGCAGGUUCUUUCACAGGAGUGCAUCUGGAUCAAUACAAACCUUAAGAAUAUUAAAAGCACUGUUUCUGUGUUAUCACAUUGUUUACUGGGAGGUCUGACAGCAAUACCAGAAAGUCUGAGAGGCACUGCUCAGGUUUUAAAGAAAGGAGAGGUCCCCAAAUCGUGGCUUCCAUUGAACUGCCAAACAUCUCAAACCAUUACACCCUGGCUGGAAGAUCUGCACAAAAAACAUGGACAGCUGAAGCAAUGGGUGAAGACAGGUCUAAUGCCAUUUGCCAAAGGUGAAAAGGAAGCAUUGACCUCUGUAAACCUUGGAGGACUGGUUAACCCAGAAGCCUUGCUACUGGCACUUAAAGUGGAGUUUACACUUCAUCAUGGAUAUUUAUUGCAUGAGGUUGCUGUACAGUGUCGCAUUGUAGAAUCUCCAGAAUGUAAACCUGACAAUGAGUUGUAUCCACUCUGCCUCAGGGGUCUUGUAUUACAAGGUGCAGCAUGGGAUUUUAAAAAUAAUCUCCUGAAGGAAUCAAGCAACAGAACACACCCAUUACCAUAUGUCAUAAUCACUCCUAUACAUAUUGGCAAUAUCAAACCCUGUGAGGAAGACUCUGGUAUUUAUGACUGCCCUGUGUACAUGGACCACGCCAUGCAAAGUUGUGUGAUGAGAAUCCCCAUUCAAUGCAAACAACCAGUAAGACAAUGGCAUCUGCGGAGGGUGGCUAUAAUUUUAAACCCAUAUCUCGGUGUCAGCACAUCAGGAAGUUCAGUAUUAACAAUGAAACAAGUACCAAGAAGCACAUCAGUAAUAAACUCACUGACAAAAGUGGAUAAAUCAUCACACUCCAGAAUUUUCAACAGACCAAGCAAGGAUAAGGAUUGUUUGUUAUCAGAGGCGCAAGAGCAGGAGAAUUCUAGACAAACUGGUAUGCUUCCUGCAGAUAACACCCUUACCCAUGAUGUAAUGGCUGAUCUAAUAGACGAGUCUAAAGAGCCUAAGGAAAACUUGGAAUUUGAAGGCAAUAAUGAGCAAAUGUUAAUGGUUUCUGGUUUGAUUACCGUAUUAAAUCAGGGUGAGGAAACGCUCAUAGGAGAAGAUGUAAGCGACCGCCAUCAGAUAGAUUCUAUGCCAGGUGUAAAAGAUGACAGUGAUGACCUGAACACAGGGUUGGCAGAAAAAUCAGGUUUCAUGGGCCUGGAUACAAAGGCAGGGGUUGAAAAAGAACUCUUCAUUAGAGAAGAUUUAAUGUUGCAAACAACCAGUUCUGAUUCUGAGCACUCUGAUAGUGACCAAAGAUUUAACAAUGGCAAUUUUCAGCAGACUGAAAAUACAGAACACGAAGGAAACUUUGACCAGAAUCUGCAAGAUACCUUUCCUGAUGUUUUGGUGAGCAGUAAUGAUCAUGGAAUAGCUGGAGAUCAAGCGGGAUACAAUUAUGAAAAGGACUCGCUAAAAAAUCCUGAACAAGAACUAGAUUACACAAAUGACAGUACAUAUAUUAAUACUAAUGAUGACACGGGUGAGCAUGAUGAUAACCACCAGGAAACUGAGGAAAAUUUCUAAAGAGUCAAAAAAGCUUGUAAGGGAGAACAUGUCAACUUAACUUUUUAAUAAAGUUAAAGCACAUCCUGUCAUACAUUGUUUUCAUGUAAUACUCAAAAAAUGAAUACAUAAAAUACAUAUGUAA
This is a messenger RNA of Hyla sarda, 16235 nucleotides long. RefSeq lists its product as uncharacterized. NCBI's taxonomy places the organism in Eukaryota, Metazoa, Chordata, Amphibia, Anura, Hylidae. The coding region runs from base 92 to 16111 and encodes 5339 amino acids. The record is from RefSeq and is a predicted model, not a curated record. The transcript has 100 exons. Gene Ontology annotation, biological process: microtubule-based movement. Gene Ontology annotation, molecular function: ATP binding; minus-end-directed microtubule motor activity; dynein intermediate chain binding. Gene Ontology annotation, cellular component: dynein complex.